This is a messenger RNA of Aspergillus heteromorphus CBS 117.55, 1392 nucleotides long. Its product is annotated as Zn(II)2Cys6 transcription factor. Gene Ontology annotation, biological process: regulation of DNA-templated transcription. The record is from RefSeq and is a predicted model, not a curated record. The transcript is spliced from 3 exons. The coding region runs from base 1 to 1392 and encodes 463 amino acids. NCBI's taxonomy places the organism in Eukaryota, Fungi, Ascomycota, Eurotiomycetes, Eurotiales, Aspergillaceae. Gene Ontology annotation, molecular function: DNA-binding transcription factor activity, RNA polymerase II-specific; zinc ion binding.
AUGGUGGCCCGGAGUAAUGGCUGCACCCUGUGCGUGCAACGUCGAGUCAAGGUUGUCUUCCACUGCGAUGAACGAGUCCCUGGUUGCUUGAGAUGCGAGACGUACGGGAGACCUUGUCCGGGGUACGACCGGGGAUUCAAGUUCGUCACUGGGAAGCCACAUCGGACCCGUCGCCACAAGUCAAGCGACAGAGGGAAUAGUCCGCAGGACGCCGGACAUCCCUCAGGGCAUUCCACAGCUGUGUCUCAGGCUUUGGUCCAGCGGCCGUUGUCUAUGGAGUGUGCUGAUCUCAACGUGAUGCAGAGUCUCGACAUCCUGGUAACCGAGCUCUCUCGUCCGUUCCCUGCAACGUCGGCGCAUGUCAUCUCGCACUGUUUCGCGUUCCUCCCGUCGGUAUACGGGCGCAAUAGAACGUUAGACUCCACAAUUAAAUCCUUUGCAGCGCACCAUAUAGGCAGAAUCAAUGGCAACGAGUACGCGGUGCAAUAUGCCAAGUCCGUGUACGGACAGGCGUUGUAUAGACUCCGGGCCUCUUUAGAUGACCCGCAUGAAUGCUUUUCAUCGGAAGUGUUCUGCGCAGUCUUGCUGCUGUGCUUAUACGAGCUUUUCGCAAACAUGGAUCAAGCAGAUGCCUGGAUGAAGCAUGCCGAGGCGUUGAGUCAGUUGGUACAGAUCAGAGGAUCUCACCGUUAUCUGAACGCGUUUGACCAGGCUUUGCUCAAGGCAUCUCGUGGCUUGAUAGUCAUGCAUUCUCUGUUCUCCGGUGAAAGCUGCUUUUUGACCUCGAGUGACUGGCAAUCUGCCAUGAAACAGCAGUUCAGCGGGAGCUUUUCUGCAGACGUCGACCUGGUGGAGCAGUUUUUUGCCCUCUUCACCUUUACACCGAGUCUGGUGCAUGAACUCUAUGAUCUCAAGGAAGCAGACCAUGCCAGCCAGAGUACUAUCGUGCGAGUCGCCGAUCUGAUAACCCGGGCGCUCGACAUGCAGGCGAGGUUGCUUGCAUGGUAUGGUCGAUUUUCUCGCGCCAUGCCUGCUCCUCAUGAGGUCCCAUCGCCAUCCGGUGACAAUCUCCACCCGGUCGUUCUGUGGUACUCGGAUGAGAACGCUGCGACGAUCUUUUGCGGCUACUACACCUAUAUGCUGAUACUGCACGAGAUAUUGAGGGUUUGCGGUCACCCUGGGGAGCACGCGGCCACGGUUGUCUACUUCCGAGACCAGAUCUGCAGAUCGGUUGAAUUCAACGCCCGUGGUCUCCUAGGCCCCUAUCGAAUGGCAUUUUCCUUGAGAGUAGCCUACGAGGUUGCGGAUUAUAUAACGAAGUUGUGGAUUGAAAGUUGCUCGGAAAGACUGUCGAAGGUUUACGCUGCAAUACGCCCACAGAACUUGGUGUGA